Messenger RNA from Ceratotherium simum simum (southern white rhinoceros), 924 nucleotides. RefSeq names its product olfactory receptor 2D3-like. Lineage: Eukaryota; Metazoa; Chordata; Mammalia; Perissodactyla; Rhinocerotidae. Gene Ontology annotation, molecular function: olfactory receptor activity; G protein-coupled receptor activity. Gene Ontology annotation, cellular component: membrane. The record is from RefSeq and is a predicted model, not a curated record. Gene Ontology annotation, biological process: G protein-coupled receptor signaling pathway.
AUGGGCACAGAAAACCAAACCUAUUUGACUGAAUUCAUCUUGCUGGGGCUUUCCUCAGAUCAGCAGACCCAGAUCCUGCUGUUUGUGAUAUUUCUCAUCAUCUACCUGCUAACUGUGUUUGGGAAUCUGCUCAUCAUAGUGCUAAUUCAUGUUGACUCUCAACUUCAUACACCAAUGUACUUUUUCCUUAAAAACUUAUCAUUUACUGAUCUCUGUUUCUCUACAACAAUCGUCCCCCAGAUGCUAUUCCAUUUGUUGGUAAUGAGAAAGACCAUUUCCUUUGCUGGGUGUUCCAUUCAGAUGAUUGUGUUCCUAGUAGCUGGAUGUACAGAGAGUUCCCUCCUAGCGGUGAUGUCCUAUGACCGCUAUGUGGCUGUUUGUAAGCCUCUUCACUACUCCACCCUCAUGGUCCCCAGAGUUUAUGUCCAGCUGGCCAUAGGAUCUUGGGCCAGUGGAGCAUUCGUGUCUCUAGUAGACACAACAUUUACUUUAUGUGUCUCAUACCACAGACAGAGCAUAAUUAAUCAUUAUUUUUGCGAACCUCCUGCACUCUUGAAGUUGGCUUCAGAAGAAACCUACAAAGCUGAGAUGGCCAUUUCUGCAAUGGGUGUGGUAAUCCUCCUUGCUCCUGUCUCCCUAAUCCUUGUCUCCUUCUGGAAUAUCACCUCCACUGUGACCCAGAUGCAGUCUGGGGAGGGUAGGCUUAAAGCCCUCUCCACCUGUGGCUCCCAUCUCAUUGUUGUUGUCCUCUUCUAUGGCUCAGCACUAUUUGCCUACAUAAGGCCAAACUCCAAGAUAAUGAAUGAAAGGGAUAAAAUGAUCUCUGUGUUCUCCUUAGCAGUGACACCCAUGCUGAAUCCUAUCAUUUAUAGUCUGAGGAACAAGGAUGUCAAAGGUGCUCUCAGGAGAGUGACUGCAAAAUAA